AUGCCUCACGGAGAGCCAAUCACGGACGACCGCGUCAUCCAUCACAGCGCAGCAGAUGAAGUCAACAAGGCGGUGGCGAAAAUGCAAUCUGGAGGAGAGAACAAGUAUGCCGUCAUUAUCGAUGCCGGAAGCACUGGCAGCCGGAUCCACGUGUACCAGUUCAACCCCAAACUCGAACUGAUGGAGAUCGGCGACGACUUGGAGUUGUUUGUUGCGCUCAAGCCAGGUCUGAGCUCGUUCCGCGAAAACGCCAAGGGAGCGGCGGACUCGCUCCGUCCGCUCAUCGACAAGGCGCUCACCGUCGUCCCCGAGGAAGUCCGCUCCACCACGCCCAUCCGCGUCGGAGCAACGGCUGGUCUGCGCCUUCUCCCUGGCGACCUCGCUGACAACAUUCUCCAAGCCGUCCGGGAGAUGCUCAAGGAGUACCCCUUCACCUUCGCUGCCGAUUCCGUCAAGAUCCUCGAUGGCGCCGAUGAGGGCUCCUUUGCAUGGGUGACGGUGAACUAUCUCCUUGGCAAUCUCGGCAAGGACAUCAGCCACACGGUGGGGGUCGUGGAUCUGGGCGGCGGGUCUGUGCAGAUGACGUACGCGGUGCCUGAUGACGUGGCAGCGAAGGCGCCCGAGGGCUACGUUCGGAGGCUGAGCGGAAUGGGCAAGACGUAUGGGGUGUACGUGCACAGCUACCUGGGCUUUGGACUGAUGGCAGCACGCGCUCAGGUGCUCAAGGCGAAGCCUCCAGGCAGCGAGGGGCAUGCAUGCUUGCCCAAGGGCACUGACGACAAGUACGUGUACGGCACAGAGGAGGUCCAGGCACAGGCGCUGCCGACAGGGGGGAGUGCAGCGGAGUGUGCACUGCUGGCAGCAAAGGCGUUGGAACUGGGAGGGGCUCUUGCAGGCGAUGCAGCUCCUGCAUGCUCUUUCGAGGAAUGCACGUUCGGAGGGGUGUGGAGUGGGGGCCGCGGUCAGGGCGCGUCCAAGCUCUUCAUUGCUUCCUACUUCUUCGACCGGGCUGGCCAGCUUGGUGUUAUUCCCGACCCCAAGGCGUCAUCAGCUCCUGUCAAGGCUAAGGACUUUGCCACUGCAGCUGAGGCUGCCUGUGCCACACCCUUGGAGGAAGUCACAAAGAAGUUCCCUGGAGUGGAGGGCAAGGACGCGCCGUACAUGUGCUUGGACGUGGUGUACCAGCACAAGCUGCUCACUCAUGGCUUCAGGAUUGAUGAUUCGGCAGAACUUACGUUGGUGAAGCAGGUCACUUACAAGGGCAAAGAUGUGGAGGCAGCUUGGCCACUUGGUGCUGCCAUUGAUGCAAUUUCGUCUUAG
Molecule: messenger RNA, 1320 nt
Organism: Closterium sp. Naga37s-1
Lineage: Eukaryota; Viridiplantae; Streptophyta; Zygnematophyceae; Desmidiales; Closteriaceae
Source: the annotation of a GenBank genome assembly